Molecule: messenger RNA, 2841 nt
Organism: Brettanomyces nanus
Lineage: Eukaryota; Fungi; Ascomycota; Pichiomycetes; Pichiales; Pichiaceae
Exons: 1
Coding region: 1-2841 (946 amino acids)
Biological process (GO): protein targeting to vacuole; Golgi to vacuole transport
Cellular component (GO): AP-3 adaptor complex; membrane coat; endosome membrane
Source: RefSeq, a predicted model, not a curated record
AUGUCGACCUCGCAAAUGAUAGCUCGAUUGCGGCCGUUUGGCAUUAACUUUGACAAAAGUUUGGAGGAUCUUAUCAAAGGAAUUAGAGCCAAUGGUAAUAAUCCUGAGAAAUUGGCAGCAUUCCUAGACAGUUCCAUCCAAGAAUGUAAGAACGAAUUGAAGACUUCUGAUAUCGAACAAAAGUCAAUGGCCAUCUUGAAACUUACCUACUUGGAAAUGUACGGCUUUGAUAUGAGCUGGUGCUCAUUCUAUAUCCUUGAGGUUCUCUCGUCUUCAAAGUUUCAACACAAGAGGAUUGGGUACUUGGCUGCCAUUCAGAUCAUGCAAAGACAAAACAAUGACGACGCGUUGAUGCUUAUGACCAAUCAACUAAAAAAGGACCUCAAUUCAUCCCAUUCCGUCGAAUGUGGGUUGGCAAUUGGCUGCAUAGCCUCCAUAGUAACGACUGAGUUGGCCCAUGAUAUAUGCGAUGAUUUGGCUAAGAUGCUAAAUCACUCGAAGCCUUUAAUAAGGAAGCGGGCAGUAUUGGCGAUGUACAAGGUGUCUCUAAAGUAUCCGGAGGCGCUAAGGAUGUAUUUUGAUCAAUUAGUGGACAAGUUGGACGAUACUGACAACUCUGUAGUAUCUGCCACCGUCAACGUCAUCUGUGAGUUAGCACAUGCAAACCCUAAAAACUACAUAGAAUUGACUCCAAAAUUGUACGGAUUGAUGAAGGAUACAAAUAAUAACUGGAUGUGCAUCCGUUUGUUGAAGUUGUUCUCCUCGUUAUCCCUUGUGGAGCCUAGAUUAAAGCAUAAACUGCUACCAGAGAUUGUGGAUCUCAUGUGUACCACCGAUGCGCUUUCGUUGGUGUACGAGUGCAUCAAUGCCAUUCUUAACGGUAAUAUGCUUGGAGAAGAAGAUGUCAAGGUGGCAGAGCUGAUUGUCAACAAGCUUUUGGGAUUCUUUAAAAGCGACGACCAGAACCUAAAAUACGUUUGCCUUUUGGCAUUCAUUAAAACCUGCCGAAUCCACAAAGAACUAAUAAAAAAGCACGACAAAAUCUUACUUUCAUGUCUUUAUGAUGUCGAUUUGACCAUCAGAGAGACAUCUCUUGAGAUAGUUAACUAUCUAGUGUCAGAAAAGAAUAUCAUCACUAUCGUGACAAGACUUCUUCUUCAGCUUAUUCCGUACAGUGAACAACAGAAAAGAUUGAAAGACAUCAAUAACAUUUCAGAGGAGGAUAGAGAGAACUUAUUCCUCACCGAAAUACAGCAACCUGUUGUUGUGUCUAAUACCUACAAGUUUCGAGUCAUAGAAAAGAUUCUUGAAGUUUGUUGUCUAGAUAAUUACAACAAUAUUCCAAACUUCCAUUGGUAUAUGGGCGUUCUUAGAGAUAUCAUCAAGUUGAAUACAGAAAACGAGAUAUCUAAAGUGGAUGAGAUAGUCACUGAGCAAUUCAUAGACAUGAGUAUACGAGUCCCAAGCAUUAGACCAUACCUGAUCGAGACAUGCUUGGAGCUAUGCAUUUUCCCCGUGAAAACGGAUGAGGAAUUAUUAAUGUUCCGUCAAGGGUUGUCAAGAUGCAUUUGGAUCAUUGGCGAAUACUAUGAGGAUUACUGGACCUUUUCGGAUAGUGGGAAGGAGGAAGAGGAAAAUGAAGAGGAUGACGAUUCACAGAAGCUCACAAUUCCAUUCAUUAUCUCAGAGAUCUCUAAACAGGAUAUUUUGAUGAGACUAGCUGAGGACGAGUCCAAUACCACGGUGGCCAAAUAUACAGAAACUGUGGCCAAGCUGUUCAGCAAAUACUGUAAUAUUCUUGGUAUUUACUGGAGCAGGACUGACUUUGAAUCAGCGUCUCAACUAUGUGAGAAUGUGAUUGAAUGGCUGGAGAAGUUCCGUACUUGUACUAACUUUGAAGCUCAGGAGAGAGCUGUUUCAUUUAUAGAGAUGCUCAAACUUGCUUUGGAUGCUAUUUCUACGGACAUGGAGAAGAUGGGUGAUUCUACUUCAGCUGAGACCCCUAAAUUUCUUACUGAAGGUUACAAUCAAAUGUUUGAAAUUGCACAGAUCAAACCUAUUUCGAAGACUAUGCAGCAGCGCAUCUUAGUUCCAUCGGACUUAGAUUUAUCGAGUGCCGUAGACGAAGAAGCGAUGUCGCAGUUUGCUUAUUUAUUAGAGAAGAUCCAGCAAGAAGACGCCCAAUUAGAAGACAUUAUAGAGGAAGAGGAGGAGAGUGAUGAAGAAGGUGGGAUUGUCACGGAUGAGUCUUAUAGAGAUGAGUCGUUAGGCAGCGAUGCCUCCGUUAAUGAUGAAAAGGAGGCUAUUGAGGAAGAUCACAGAAGAAAAGAGAGAGAAGAAAGAAUGAAGGACGAUCCAUAUUAUAUUACAGAGGGAAAGGAACUGACAAUUGGGCCGGAUCAACCGGCAAAGAUCGAUGUCAGGACGGCUAAAAAGAAUACAAAGCCAAGGAAAAUUAGAAGGGAGAAGGUGCUUGUUUUGGAAGAGGAAGACAGCGGGAUUAACGAUGCUCGCAUUAACAUCGCAGUGCCCGAGACUGCAGGAUCGAAAAAGAGACCUAAGCAGAGUAAAUUCAUGGUCGACUCGUCAAAUUUAGAGAAGGUGGACCUUCAUGCCGAGCCAGAGUCGACUCCUGAGAGUGUUGGAUUCGAGUCAUACGAGAUCGAGCAAGAGGUGGAAGAGCUGAGAAAAGAGUUCGAGAAGACAUCCUCGCAUACCUCGGUUGUUGCACCUUCUGCACCAACCGCUGCAGGCAAAAACGACAAAGUUACAGUGACGAGAAAGAAGCCGAAGAAGAGAAAAGUGAAGAGGACUGUUCCUGUAAUUCGUGACGAUUCAUAA